AUGCCAAGGGGAGGCCAGACCCUCAGCACAGAGGAGGAGGGGUUCUGUGUGUGUGAGACAGAGCGGGACGGGAUUGGAUGGGACGGGUCACAAGCAGUAUCUGUUUCCAAAACAGACGAGAAGCCUCCUGAUUCUGCCACAGCGAGGAAGGAUUCGGUGUGGUCCUGUGGAGAGGGAUCUACAGAAGAGGCUGAGAAACUGGAUGAUUCCAAAAGGUCGACUCUGUUCAUUGAGAGGCCCCAGAGUGGCACUGUCACUGUUGGUGGGGACAUCACCUUUGUGGCAAAGGUGGAAGCCAAGGAUCUACUACGGAAACCAAACGCCAAAUGGUUUAAAGGCAAGUGGCUGGACCUUGCAAGUAAGGCAGGGAAGCAUCUACAACUGAAGGAAUCCUUCGACAGAAUCACCAGGAUUCACACUUUUGAAAUGCAAAUCAUCAAAGCGAAGGAAAACUAUGCCGGAAACUAUCGCUGUGAGGUGACCUGGAAGGACAAGUUUGACAGUUGUACUUUUGACCUGGAAGUCAUAGAAGUCCCAGAGGUUCAGCAGAUUGAUAUCCGAGCUGCCUUUAAACGCAGUGGAGGCGAUGGUCAGGAUGAUGCAGGGGAACUUGAUUUCAGUGGAUUAUUGAAGCACAGGGAAAUUAAGGAAGAAAGCACGGAGCCUGACUUUGAUGUGUGGGAGCUGCUGAAGAACGCCCAGCCACACGAGUACGAGAAGAUUGCAUUUGAACAUGGCAUCACUGACCUGAGGGGUCUGCUGAGGCGCUUGAAGAGGAUAAAGCGAGAAGAGAAAAAAAGUGCUGCUUUUGCAAAGAUUCUGGAUCCUGCCUAUCAGGUGGAGAAGGGCGAAAAGAUAAGGUUUGUGGUGGAUUUGGCAGAUCCAACCGUGGACCUGAAAUGGUAUCGCAAUGGGCAAGAAAUCCGCCCUGGUCCAAAGUAUAUCUUUGAACACAAGGGGACGUUACGUAUGUUGACGAUAAAGAAUUGUACCAAGGCAGAUGAUGCAGCAUACCAGGUCUCGGCUGGGGAGGAGAAGUGUACAACAGAAUUGUUCGUUAAAGAGGCUCCCAUCCUAAUCACUCGAGAGCUGGAGGAUAUGAAUGAGCUGGUCGGGGAAAGAGUGGAACUGGAAUGUGAAGUGUCAGAAGAGAAUGCACAGGUGAAAUGGUACAAGAAUGGAGUUGAGCUUGGCGUUUCGUCCAAGCACCGCUUUAGGACAGAGGGAACAAAGCACUGGCUUAUCAUCCCAGAAGCAUCCAAGGCAGAUUCGGGAACAUAUUCCGUGAAAACCACAGGGGGACAGUCCACAGCAGAGCUAAAAGUCGAGAUGAGACCCCUCAAGAUCCUGCAGAAUCUAACAGACCAGGUAGUCCAAGCCGGCACCCAGGCUGUGCUUCAAUGCGAAUUGUCGUUACCCAAUUUACCUGGAAAGUGGUACAAAAAUGGACAGCUCAUCUACCCAAGUGACCACGUGAAGAUCUUUCACAAAGGAAAAGUUCACAAGCUGGUGGUGGAUAAGAUGGCUUUGGACGACGAUGGAGAAUACACCUUCGUUCCUGAAGGCUACUCGAUGCACCUGGGAGCUAAACUCCGAAUGAUCGAUCCUCCCAAGCUCCACCUUGACAGCCUGGGAAAGUCGCCUGAAAUAGUGGUUGUGGCAGGGAACAAGCUACGACUGGACAUUCCUGUCACGGGAGAGCCAGUGCCAAAGAUCGUGUGGAUGAAGGGUGACAAAGUAAUCCUGGAGACGGGGAGCCGGGUGAGGGCAGAAUCAUUCCCGGAUCACACCGCAAUGGUCAUCGAUGUAGCCGAGAGAGAUGACAGUGGGACCUACAAGAUUAUGGUGCAGAAUGAAGCAGGGGAGGACAGUGCCCAGCUGAAGAUAAAAGUUGUCGAUGUUCCAGACCCUCCUGCAGCACCGAUAGUUACUGAGGUGGGAGGAGAUUGGUGCUCAAUGAUGUGGAAUGCUCCAGACUACGAUGGAAGCUCACCGAUCUCAGGCUACGUCAUCGAGAGGAAGAAGAAGCAAAGUUCCCGAUGGAUGAGACUCAACUUUGACCUCUGCAAAGAAAUGACCUUUGAACCCAAGAACAUGAUUGAAGGGGUUCCCUAUGAAGUGCGGGUCAUUGCCGUCAAUGCCAUAGGGAUGUCCAAACCCAGCGAGCCAUCAAAGGCAUUCAUCCCUCUCGCACCAACCAGCGAACCCACACUCCUCGCUUGCGACGGUGUGACAGACACCAGCGUAUCCCUCAAGUGGCGGCCCCCUGAACGCAUCGGCGCAGCAGGCCUGGAUGGCUACCUCAUCGAGUACUGUCUGGAAGGAAUGGAUGAGUGGAUCGUGUCGAACCCUGAGCUGACUGACAAAACCAAGUACACCAUAAACGGACUCCCAACCGGUGAGAAGAUCCAUGUGAGAGUGAAGGCCGUCAAUGUGGCUGGUGAAAGCCCCCCUGUCUGUCUGGCCCAGGCCAUUCUCGUCAAGGAGGUGGUAGAACCUCCCAAAAUCCGUCUGCCGAGGCAGCUGAAGCAAACGUACAUUCGCAGAGUUGGGGAUUCUCUGAAUCUCCUGAUCCCUUUCCAGGGCAAACCAAGGCCAAAGGUAGGUUGGACAAAGGAUGGCAGUCCCUUGGAUCAAAGCACCAUCAGCAUCCGCAACACAGAUUCGGACACAGUGUUUUUCAUCCGCAAAGCUGAGAGGAAGCAUUCCGGCAAUUAUGAGCUCACAGUGGAGGUGGAGAAGAUUGAGGACAAGGCCACAAUAGUUAUUCAGAUAGUAGAGAAACCCGGCGCCCCAUCCAGCGUGAAAAUCGUCGACGUGUGGGACACCAACGUUGAGUUGGCGUGGACACCACCAAAGGAUGAUGGGAAUGCAGCUAUCACAGGGUACACGAUUCAGAAAGCUGAUAAAAAGACCAUGGACUGGUACACAGUGGUCGAGCACUACCACAGAACCAACUGCUUCAUACCCGACCUCAUCGUGGGAAAUGAGUACUACUUCAGAGUCUUUGCCGAGAAUAUGUGUGGGCUGAGCGAUGAGGCAACAGUAACGAAGAACUGCGCCAUGAUCCUGAAGCAGGGUCUGACGCUAAAGUCUCCUCAGUACGAUGACUUUGACUUUAAAGAGAUGCCAAAGUUUACUCACCCUCUUAUCGACACAGUCGCGGUGUCUGGAUAUAAUGCAACGCUGAACUGCAGUGUGAGAGGCAACCCUAAGCCUAAAAUAACCUGGAUGAAGAAUCGAAUAAUCAUCGAAAACAACCCUCGAUAUCGGAUGUUCUCCAACCAGGGCGUCUGUACCCUGGAGAUCCGCAAACCUAGCCCAUACGAUGGUGGCCUGUAUACUUGUAAAGCGAUAAAUGCCCUCGGGGAGGAUGAAGUGGAGUGUAAAAUGGAAGUCAAAGGUGGCUUCCAAUUUCGUGAGCUCAUGCUGCAGGGCAUGCCACUGAGCAUCAUUGACUUAUAUGUGGGCUCAAAGAAUGUUUUACCCCAAAAAGAGUGA
Molecule: messenger RNA, 3501 nt
Organism: Pristis pectinata (smalltooth sawfish)
Lineage: Eukaryota; Metazoa; Chordata; Chondrichthyes; Rhinopristiformes; Pristidae
Gene: mybpc1
Product: myosin binding protein C1
Exons: 27
Coding region: 1-3501 (1166 amino acids)
Molecular function (GO): protein binding
Source: RefSeq, a predicted model, not a curated record